UAGCCAUCAUGGAUACCCAAGACGUCAACGAGACUUCUAGCGACGAUAGCAUGCUCGACGAUGAUAGCAUGCUCGACGAUGAUAGCAUGUACGGCGAUAAUGGCAUUAUCGAUGAUGACGGAGUUUGGAGGCCUGGUAUAGGCUCUAUAUUCUCCGAGACCACAACGAAAUAUGGCCCUGGAAAAUUCCACCCUGUCUACAUCGGCGAAAUGUACAAAGAAGGGCGAUAUAAGAUAGAGCAGAAGCUCGGAUGGGGAGCUUUGUCUACUGUGUGGGGAGCAAGAGAUCUCCAUAACGACAACUUCGUUGCUAUCAAGGUCUUGUCAGCACAAGAAAGUAGUAACACCAAGGAACACCAAAUCUUGCAACGCCUUCGCAACAACGAUCUAGAUCACCCAGGACGCGAACAUGUCCUUCAGCUUCUUGACCAUUUCUAUCACGAUGGUAUAAACGGACGCCAUCUGUUCAUUGUUACAGAGUCACUGGGAGAAACAUUGUCUGAGUAUACCGAUGCUAAAAGGCUUGGUCGCUUGGAUGGAUUUGAAUGUCGCCUUUUUAGUCGGCAACUCCUCCUUGCAGUGGAUUUCAUGCAAAAGUGCGGUGUUGUGCACGGCGAAUUACACAGCAACAACAUUAUGUUACCUCUGCCCGACUACUGUUACUAUGAUGAACCAGAAAUUGAGGAGGUCCCUCGCGAUGGUGGUGAUAGUAGCCGUCACAUCCCAACUCAUUUGGUCGGAAAGGCCACGACCUCCAUUGAUGAAGACAAGAUGAAAAACACAGCUUUCAGAGUAUCUGUUAAGAUUGUAGACUUCUCCUCUUCGUUCUUUGCCGACGAGUUUCCUACCUCUGCUGAUACGAGCGCUUUCCUACAACCGCCUGAAAUGGUUUUCAAGAAGCCUCUAUCCAAAGCAAUGGAUAUAUGGCAGCUUGCCUGUAUUACGUACUGGGUUGCUUCUCGCCAGGAAUUGUUUCAAAUCGGCAAUAGAGAUGAUACGCGCACUUUGAUACCCCAGAUCUACAGAUCUAUAGGGGAGUCUUCGGUUGAUUGGCUCUUGAAUGCCAUAAUAGAAGGUACAAAGAACAACCUCUGGAAAACUGUCCCGACCGGUAUUAGCUUUGAUAUUGGAAUGAUAACCUUGGAGGAAUACGUACGCGGUGAAGUCUGUAAGCAUGAUGAGAAAAGGAAGAACGCGGCAUCUCGAUACAAACCUCUGGAAGGGAGGCCUGAGGUAGAAAGGUACAUAGUAAUGCUUGCGAGAUACCUGAGGCGGAUGCUAGUAGUUGAUCCUGAUCAACGUCCGACAGCGGAAGAACUUCUUACGGAAGCAUUCGUUCAGGACAUGCGCUUGGACGAUUACGAGGCGAACUCUUUAAGGUGAAAUUUAUGAUAGGAAGGAACAAGAGACGAGGCAAGCUGUUUUGUACAGCCCAAAUUGACUCUUCACUGAACUUUGUUGUAGACUUGGGCAAUGAGCACUUGGCGACUGAAUUCCUUUCACUGGGGUUGAUGUGUUGUGCAAGGCAAAUAACCA
This is a messenger RNA of Aaosphaeria arxii CBS 175.79, 1535 nucleotides long. Its product is annotated as kinase-like protein. Gene Ontology annotation, molecular function: protein kinase activity; ATP binding. The coding region runs from base 9 to 1382 and encodes 457 amino acids. The record is from RefSeq and is a predicted model, not a curated record. Gene Ontology annotation, biological process: regulation of mRNA processing; protein phosphorylation; spliceosomal complex assembly. The transcript has 6 exons. NCBI's taxonomy places the organism in Eukaryota, Fungi, Ascomycota, Dothideomycetes, Pleosporales.